GGAGUGUGAGCCAACCAGGGACACCGGGACCCAUCGCAGAGCAGAGAGAGGCAGGCACGGAGCAGCGGGCACUGCGCACUGGCACAGAGCACUGGCACAGACCACUGGCACAGAGCACGGACAAGUUGCAGGGAUCAGCAGCUGGCAAGGAUAUGACGGAAGUGCCCGAGGACCAGUAUUGGUCGGUGGUGACCAAAGAGAACAGCUCAGAGUACCCCAACUAUCAAGAUUACGACGAGUGGAGCGGGAUGUGCCAAAGAUCGGAUGUCCGCCAAUUUGCCCGGUACUUCCUGCCGCCAUUCUACCUGGUGGUCUUCCUGCUGGGAUUUGUGGGGAACAUCCUGGUGGUGGUGCUGUACGCCUACAACAAGAGGGUGAAGACCAUGACGGACGUGUACCUCCUCAACCUGGCCGUGGCCGACAUCCUCUUCCUCUGCACCCUCCCCUUCUGGGCCCUGGACGCGGUGAGCGGCUGGGUCUUUGGAGACUUCAUGUGCAAGGCGGCCGCCAGCAUCUACAAGAUCAACUUCUUCAGCUGCACCCUGCUGCUGUCGUGCAUCAGUGUCGACCGCUACAUCGCCAUCGUGAUGGCCGUCAAGGCCAGGGGCUCCAGGAGGAAGAUGCUCCUUCGCAGCAAGAUGGCUUCCUUGCUGGUUUGGCUGUCGGCCGUGAUCCUGUCCCUGCCCGAAUUGUGCUUCAGCCGGCAGGACUCCGCGCAGGGCCGUUGCCUCACCGUGUACCCGGAGAAGUUGCUGAAGGCCUCGGGCCUAGCCGUGCAGGUGGCUGCCGGCUUCUUCCUGCCCUUCGCCGUCAUGGCCUUCUGCUACGCCACCGUGGUCUGGAAGCUGCUCCGAGCGCACACGCUCCAGAGGCACCGGGCCAUCAAGGUGAUCGGGACGGUGGUGGCGGCCUUCGUCCUCUCCCAGCUGCCCUACAACUCCUUGGUCAUCGUCAGGGCCAUGGACGCCAUCAACAUCACCAUCACCGACUGCCAGACCGUCAAGAACUUGGACGUGGCCACCCAGGUCGCCCAGAGCGUGGCCUUCCUGCACUCCUGCCUCAACCCGCUCCUGUACGCCUUCAUCGGCGUCAAGUUCCGGAAAGAUCUGCUGAGAAUCCUGAAGGAUGUGGGAUGUGCCGGGACCGUCUCAGCCAAACCACAGCCGGGCCCGUCCAAGACAAACUCGAAGUUCCCCCCUGUGCAUUCAGAGACUGAAACGACAGGGACCCUCUCUCUAUAAACCUCCCCCCUCCCCCAUAACAUUGGCCAAACACGAGCGUCUGACGUACUAGGUUAGUUUAGAGGUGAAUUGAAUGAAUUGCCAGAGGAGGUAGUUGAGGCUGGGACUAUCGCAACGUUUAAGAAACAUUUGGACAGAUACAUGGAUAGGACAGGUUUAGAGGGAUAUUGGCCAAACGCAGGCAGGUGGGACUAGUGUAGAUGGGUCACGUUGGGCCUAGGGCCUGUUUCCACGCUGUAUCACUCCAUGACGAGAGAUACAAUGUGGAAACAGGCCCUUCGGCCCAUCAAGUCUGCGCCAACCAAUACUUACCCGUACACUAGCCAUAUCCCACACACAAUUUUACUGAAGCCAAUCAACAAACCUGCAUGUCUUUGGAGUGUGGGAGGAAACCGCAGCAACCAAUGGGCCUUUUUCCACGCUGCAUCUCUAAACUAAACUGUACUAAUCAUUGGUGAGGUACAUUUAGAGUAUUGUGUUCAGUUCUGGACACCCUGUUAGAGGAAAGAUGUUAUCAAGCUGGAAAUGGUGAGGGGAAAAUUUACGAGGAUGUUGCCAGGACUCGAGGGCCUGAGCUACAGGGAGAGGUUGAUUCCUUGGAGUGCAGGAGGAUGAGGGGUGAUCUUAUGGAAGUGUAAAAUACCAUGAGGGGAAUAGAUCGGGUAGACGCACAGAGUCUCUUGGCCAGAGUAGGGGAAUCGAGAACCAGAGGACAUAGGUUUAAGGUGAGAGGGGAAAAGAUUUAAUAGGAACCUGAGGGGUAACUUUUUCACACAGAGGGUGGUGGGUGAAUGGAACGAGCUGCCGGAGGAGGUGGUGGUGGCAGGGACUAUCGCAAUGUUUAAGAAACAUUUAGACCAGGACAUGGAUAGGACAGGUUUGGAUGGGAU
Leucoraja erinaceus (little skate) is the source of this 2131-nucleotide messenger RNA. RefSeq names its product C-C chemokine receptor type 9-like. Gene Ontology annotation, cellular component: membrane. The coding region runs from base 153 to 1241 and encodes 362 amino acids. Gene Ontology annotation, biological process: chemotaxis; immune response; G protein-coupled receptor signaling pathway. Lineage: Eukaryota; Metazoa; Chordata; Chondrichthyes; Rajiformes; Rajidae. The transcript has 2 exons. The record is from RefSeq and is a predicted model, not a curated record. Gene Ontology annotation, molecular function: chemokine receptor activity.